Durio zibethinus is the source of this 1385-nucleotide messenger RNA. RefSeq lists its product as uncharacterized. NCBI's taxonomy places the organism in Eukaryota, Viridiplantae, Streptophyta, Magnoliopsida, Malvales, Malvaceae. The record is from RefSeq and is a predicted model, not a curated record.
CCAUUUUCCUUGACUUGAAGACUUGAGGAUGCUCUUGUUGACAAAAAUUUUGGUUCCUGGAUUUGCUGGAUCUAGCAUGGCAACUUGUAUAUAGAUAUCCAAGUGACCGAAAAUUUAGAUAGAUGUGUAUGUGGAAUGGUAAUUGUGGUGAUUAGGCAAGGUAAUUGGAGCUUGUUAAAGCUGUUUCAUGGCUUCACCGCUUUUGCAGUGGAUCAAGUGUCACUUUAUUUUCUCAUGUUGUUGUGAUGUUAACCUUUCUAUUUGUGGGAUGGGAAGACAAGAAAUUAGGCAGUUGGGAGCAGCUGGAAACGUUUUAUUUGGGACGAAUGCAAAUCACCUUAUCGGAAGUCGAAACUUGAGACUGGAGCAAUUAUAAGCCAUGAUGUAGGAUUUAGGCUUAGCGUACGAACUCAUCUUUCCACUCUUCUUUGUGCAUCCUUUGUCCAAGAGAAUACCAUGUUUGCACCUCAAAUUAGGAUUUCAGACGGCAAGAACGAAAUCAAUCUAUAAGACCCGUUGAGCGAGAACCACCAAAUUACACAAAAGGAAUAUUGUAAGUCCAAAGAAGAACGAGUUCAACAAUGCAGAGGGGAGGUGGCGAUCCAGAAACAGGCGAUGCCAGAGGCCAAGGAGCAGCUAAAAAGUCUAAAGAACCGAUAGAAAAUGUGCGAGAAAUUCACCAGAAAGCGCUAGACGACCUUGUGAACGUGAAUUCGCUCUUCACGCUAGCCGUCUUCGUGGGUUUAUCCCUGGCACGUCAAGGCGAGCGUAGCCUUGAGAAUCGCACUGAAUGCGACGCUGGUGCCAACAACGCGAAGCGGCUUGUCGUAAACGAAGUGGCGUCGUUUGCUUGCUUCCUCUUAUCAAGCCUGGUAGCCAAGGCACUUAAAAUCCAUGUCACCAUCUGCCAAGAAGAAGACUUCAAGCAUACCCGUAACCAGGUUGUCAGGGGAUGCAUGCUGUUGUUAUCGGUGUGGGCUUCGGUUUUCGGAUGCAUAUUCCUAACCAUUUCGAUGGUCGAUGUGAUCCAAAUCAAGGUCGGGAAGCUUUCUUGUGGGAGUGUUUAUGCAUGGAGGGCUACGGGAGCUCUGAUUGCCAUUGUGCUUCUUGCUCUAUCUAUUUAUGUCCCCUUCAUGAUGAAUGCAAUAUUUACUUCCGUCAAGAAUGUUGAACGAAAAGUAUGCACCAAUAAACAAUGAUGAUGAUCAUGUUGAAGAUGUAGUACUACAUUUACAGAUAUUAUUUCCAGUUUCUUGAAUAAGGGUCAAUUAUUGUUAUUAUGUCAUUGAAGUACUGCAGUGAUGUUAAUUGUUUUCAGCUUGAGAAAUUUUCUUGUGUUUAAUUUGUAUGGAUAAUUUCAUUACUCAAAUGUUGAUAACGAAUUA